Messenger RNA from Rhodotorula graminis WP1, 1496 nucleotides. RefSeq lists its product as uncharacterized. The record is from RefSeq and is a predicted model, not a curated record. Gene Ontology annotation, molecular function: peroxiredoxin activity. Lineage: Eukaryota; Fungi; Basidiomycota; Microbotryomycetes; Sporidiobolales; Sporidiobolaceae. The coding region runs from base 29 to 1441 and encodes 470 amino acids. The transcript has 6 exons.
CGACUGAGCUCCCUGUCCUUCUAUCAGCAUGCCUCGCAUCCCGUACAAGAACCCGGCAAAGGGCACCUCGGUCGUCGGCGACGCCAUGCGCGACCGCCGUGGCCCUCGAGGCCUCACCCCGCUCGACCAGACCCUCCUCAACGCUCCCGAAAUCGCCAACGGCUGGAACACGCUCCUCGGCGCCGUGCGCAACCGCAACUCGCUCCCCGACGACAUCCGCGAGCUUAUGAUCCUUCGUGUCGCCGCCCGCAAUUCGGCCUGCUUCGAGUGGAUCCACCACGCCCAUGUCGGCACCGACGCCGGCCUCACCAACCAGCAGCUCACCAUCAUCCGCGACCUGUACACGCCGCUGCCGACCCCUGCCGCCCCGGGCGUCCUCUCGCCGUUCCAGGCCGCCGCCCUGCGCUUCGCCGACGCAUCGACAUUCAGUGUCAACGUGCCCCAGUCGAUCCUCGACGAGCUCAAGGAGCACCUCAAGGACGACCAGCAGCUCCUCGAGGCGACGGCCGUCGCCGCGACGUACAACAUGGUCUCGCGCCUCCUCGUCACGCUCGACGUCGGCGACAUGGGCGCCAUCAGUGUCCCGCUCCCCGAGACCGAGCAGACUGAGCACGACGUCGAGGUCGACGACGGCGUGACGCUGCACGUCCGCGUCGCCAAGCGCGACGACGCGAGCCCGUGGCUCGUGUUCGUCAACUCGCUCAUGACCAACCAGAAGAUGUGGGAGGGCGCCUUGCCGCGCCUCAGCAAGAAGUACAACCUCGUCACGUACGAUCAACGUGGUCACGGCAAGUCGUCGGUCCCGCCAAAGCCCUGCACGCUCGAGGUGCUCGCCGGCGACAUCGCCACCAUCCUUGCCAAGCUCUCGAUCCCGACGCCCAUCCACGCCGUCAUCGGCGUCUCGCAAGGCGGCGCCACGACGCUCGCCCUCGCGCAGCACCACCCGGACCUCUUCGACCGCCUCGUCGCAUGCGACACGCAGGCCACGUCGCCCGCCGCCAACGCCGCCGCAUGGAACGAGCGCAUCGCGCUCGCCCGCAACGAGGGCUCGAUGGUGCCGCUCGCCGACGUGACGGUCCCGCGCUGGUUCCCGAGCGGCGCGACUAGCGAGUUCAACGUCGGCGGGCGCCGGGCCCACUUCAUCCACGACAUGGUCGCGACGACGCCGAUCGAGGGCUUUGCGGCGGGCGCGGCCGCGCUCCAGGGUUACGACGUCCUGCCCGGGCUCGCCGACAAGCUCAAGGGCGGCGACGGCAAGAAGGUGCUCCUCGUUGCGGGCGAGCGCGACGGCGCGCUCCCCGGCGUGCUCAAGGGCCUCGCCGACAAGCUCAAGGCCGACGGCGUCGACGCCAGGUUCGAGCAGAUCCAGGGCGCAGGCCACUUGCCCAUGGUCGAUGCGACCCAGCCCUGGCUCGACGUCGUCGAGGACUUUCUUGCAUAGACCCGCUCGUCUCUCUCUUCUGUAGACGUUCGUGCAAGAGAUCUAUCGUCGUUGC